AUGUUCCUCGCACGAUUCAUUCUUCUGGUCGGACUUACCGCAUCGUUCGUCAAUGCGAUACCCAUGCACUCAUCCUCAAGUACGCUAGAUGUGUCCGUAUCGAGGCGCGCUGGCUCAAGCUACUGGGUGGGUGACAUCAAGCGACAGGGAACCGUUCCAUUCGGCAAGUCCGCCGACUACAAGAUCUUCCGAAAUGUGAAGGAUUUUGGCGCCAAAGGUGAUGGAUCUACCGAUGACACAGCCGCGAUUAACGAGGCCAUCUCGUCCGGUGGUCGGUGUGGAAAAGGCUGCGAUUCGUCGACAAUCACACCUGCCCUUGUCUACUUCCCUCCUGGAACUUAUGUUGUGUCCAAGCCCAUCAUUCAGUACUACUAUACCCAGAUCGUUGGCGAUGCGGUGAACCUGCCCGUCAUCAAAGCCGCCGCCUCCUUUGCCGGCAUGGCUGUCAUCGAUUCCGACCCCUACGAGAAUGACGGUGCCAGCUGGUACACCAACCAGAACAACUUCUUCCGCGCCGUUCGUAAUCUUGUCAUCGAUCUCACUGCAAUGCCUGCCAGUGCCGGUGCCGGUAUUCAUUGGCAGGUCGGUCAGGCUACUAGCUUGCAGAACAUUCGGUUUGAGAUGAUCAAGGGCGGCGGAGCGGCCAACAAACAGCAGGGUGUAUUCAUGGAUAACGGUUCAGGCGGUUUCAUGUCCGAUCUCACUUUCAAUGGCGGCAACUACGGCAUGUUCCUUGGCAAUCAGCAGUUCACAACUCGCAACUUGAUCUUCAAUGGCUGCCAGACGGCGAUCUUCAUGAACUGGAACUGGGCUUGGACGUUCAAGUCGCUGAGCAUCAACGACUGCCAGGUUGGUCUGAACAUGUCAAACUCCCCGUCCAAUCAGACCGUUGGGUCUGUCAUGAUGCUGGACAGCAAGUUCAAGAACACCCCCACUGGAAUUGUCACUGCCUGGACGCAGAAGAGCAUCCCUGUUGGUGGUGGCACUCUCGUUCUGGAUAAUGUGGACUUCUCCGGCUCCAAGGUUGCCGUCGCUGGCUACACGGGAGAUACCAUCCUCGCUGGCGGCACCUUUGUCCAGAGCUGGGCGCAAGGCAAUACCUACUCUCCUUCUACCCCUGUUGCCAAGCGGGCUUUGAGUUCUGGCGCUGGCAGCAAUGAAGGCCAAACUUCGGGCAUCAAUGACAGUCCCAAGGCUGCCACUGGAAGCGACGGUGUAGGUGCCGCCGAAACAGUGACGGUUAUUCAGACUGUGGUCGAGACUGUCACGGCUUGCUCCCAGAGAAUAAGUGCUGGCACUUUGGCUCCUCAGCCCGCUCCAAGCUCCAAGCCCCCAUCUGUUCCUAUUCUGCCCUCAGAUGCUGGGUCAGGUAAUCGUAUCGGCCCCAUUACGUCUAUCCCUGGACCCACGGCCUCCGGUGUGCCUGGCAUCGUCAACAGCUUGCUUUCCCUGCUUACCGGACCUCUCGGGGGAUCGAGCGCCGUCUCUGGCCCUACGAGCCUCCCCGAGACUACCAACCCCGACUUGGAAACGCCAGAGCCUACCCAAGCAUCGUCGCCUGCUCAAAGCCCUGCAGCUGCACCAACUGCUGACGUCUCUAGCGUGAUCCAAUCCCAACCCAGCCCCAUGUCCUCUUCUGAUCCCGCUGCAUCCAGCCAACCUUCCUUCACUAUGGCAGUCCCCGGCGCUAGUCAGCCCGCUGCUACCCCUAGUAGCCCAAGUGGAGGCUCGUCACAUGGAAGUAACUCAGGCUCUUGCAGCAACAAAGACAGCACCCAGGCGCUCGCUGCCGCCCGCACACAGGGCAAUAUGAAGGCCAGCGUCAAACCCGCCGGACUUCUCAGCAACGGAGUUGUCUUUGAACGAUCAAAGCCUCUCUAUGAAACGGUUCCUGCGUCUUCCUUCGUCAGCGUGAAGUCUGCUGGUGCCAAGGGUGAUGGAGUCUCUGAUGAUACUGCUGCGCUUCAGAAAAUUCUCGACAGCGCCACAUCUGAUCAGAUUGUCUACUUUGACCACGGUGCCUACGUGAUCACUUCGACACUGAAGGUGCCCAAGGACAUCAAGAUUACUGGUGAGAUCUGGCCCAUGAUUAUGGCGAACGGUCCGAAAUUCCAAGAUGAAAAUAACCCCGUCCCCGCCGUCCAAAUCGGUCAGAAGGGCGACGUUGGAUCCGUCGAAUUGAGUGAUCUGAUCAUUACCACCAAGGGUGCCGCUCCCGGUGCUAUUCUCAUGGAGUGGAACGUGGCUGCGGCCUCGCAAGGAUCUACUGGCAUGUGGGAUGUUCACGUUCGCAUUGGUGGAGCCGCGGGCACUGGUCUUCAAAGUGACACUUGUCCCAAGACACCCGAGAAGCAAACCACUCCCAAGCCUGAGUGUAUUGCUGCUUUCAUGCUCCUGCAUAUCACCGAGCAAGCCAGCGCAUACAUUGAGAAUGCAUGGAUGUGGACUGCGGAUCACGAGCUCGACCGCACGGAUUUCUCUCAGAUCAACGUGUACACCGGGCGCGGUGUUUUGAUCGAGUCUAAGGGACCAGUCUGGCUUUGGGGUACCGCCUCUGAGCAUCAUCAACUGUACAACUAUCAGGUGACAAAUGCGGCCAAUGUUUUCAUGGGCUUGAUUCAAACGGAGACUCCUUAUUACCAGUCCAACCCAACCGCCCUUGUUCCCUUUACACCCCAGAAGUCCUGGAAUGAUCCAGACUUUUCGACGUGUACGACCGCUUCUUGCAAGAAAUCGUGGGGGCUGCGAGUCGUGAACACGUCCGACUUGUUCGUGUAUGGCGCCGGCUUGUACAGCUUCUUCGACAACUACGCGCAGAGCUGUCUCAACUCCGAAGACUGCCAGGAGAACAUGGUUGAGGUUGACUGUUCCAAAGUCCACAUCUACGGUCUGAACACCAAGGCCUCCGUGAACAUGGUGACCUCGUCGUCGGGCCAGAGCCUUGUUCAACAGAAGCCAAACCGAAGCAACUUUUGCUCCACCAUCGCACUGUUUGAACAGACAGCCUAG
Molecule: messenger RNA, 3009 nt
Organism: Penicillium diatomitis
Lineage: Eukaryota; Fungi; Ascomycota; Eurotiomycetes; Eurotiales; Aspergillaceae
Product: glucan endo-1-3-beta-glucosidase
Exons: 2
Coding region: 1-3009 (1002 amino acids)
Source: RefSeq, a predicted model, not a curated record